This is a messenger RNA of Wallemia mellicola CBS 633.66, 2677 nucleotides long. RefSeq lists its product as hypothetical. The coding region runs from base 1113 to 2603 and encodes 496 amino acids. Lineage: Eukaryota; Fungi; Basidiomycota; Wallemiomycetes; Wallemiales; Wallemiaceae. The record is from RefSeq and is a predicted model, not a curated record. Gene Ontology annotation, molecular function: GTP binding; GTPase activity. The transcript has 10 exons. Gene Ontology annotation, biological process: translation.
ACGAGCUCGACGACGGUGCAUUCAGCGACGAGUAUGACGACGAUACCAGCGAUCAGGUCGUAUAUGACGGUAUCACUGCUGAUCAACUCGAUCAACUGUACAGCGGUUUAGCGGAUAUCCGUGAAUCUAUUCCAGAUACAGUAGCGUCGGAUAGAGAAAUUAAAGACGCACUAUGGUAUUACUACUUCGAUGUCGAAAAGUCCUUAAAUUGGGUUUUGGAGGAAUCAAACAAGCGAGCUCAAGCUGAACGCAAAAAGAAAGAGAAAGAUGAAGCACCUCUGUCAGCACUCAAGAAGUUAGCCAUAGCACGUCAAAAGAAGGACAACCCGCAGCCACCUUCUCGUCAACGUAUACUGUUUAAAGGCAGGGGUAGAGCUCGUGUACCCGUCCCUUUCGAUGAGGUACAAAAUGUUCAUAAACCUGAACACAUAGUAAACAAAGCAACACCAGAUCCAGAUCCACCUGUGGCAUCAGCAUCAACGCAGACACCUGCCCAACCUGCCAAACCUAUGUCUAAGUUAGCAGCUAUGGCUGCAGCCCGUCGACAACAGCAGCAACCACCUUCAACGUCUACAGCCACCCAUACCAAUGGAACACAACCACAGCCUUCGAGCGUAAACAGUGCUCCUGCAAAACCACUCUCAAAGCUCCAAUCGAAAGUCCUACAAGCUCGUUCAGCUCCAAGUCAAGAACAUGUCAAGCCACCACCACCGAGGGAGCUUACUGCAUCUGAAAAGCUGUUUGUCGAACUCGAUACCACCAUUGAAAAGACGUCGCCAUCAAAUUUAGGUAAUGUCGUUAUCAAAGCGACGAGCAAACCCGUAUACAAUGAUAAGGAUAUCGUAGAUUCCUUGUGGACCUACUGUAAAGGUGCUUUCGAUGGCCCAAGUCCUGAUGACGUCGUAUUGCAAGCUCGUAAAGGCACAGCGCUUGAUGUCGCUGACAGAGGCUAGAAUUGUCGACAUUCUCUACCACCAAUACCCCUUUCUAUAUACCUUAAAAUAGACAAAAAUAUUAAUAAUUACUCUAUAGAGCAACAAAAUCAAGCUUCAAAAUCCAGUUCGAAAGCACCAUCAAAAGCGAACACACCAACGCCUGGUACGCCAAUUUCGAUGAAUACUGCUCAAUUAGGCAAGGAUCUAACAUCACAGUUAAAAUUAUCGGGUAGCACUCCCGCGUCAUCACGACCAAGCACACCACAAUUGCAAGAAUCGAAAAAGUUAAUACCUCGCAAAGAGCUUUUGGAGAAGGUACAACAAACUCAAAAUGAAGACAUCAGCUUGUGUGUAGUUGGACACGUUGAUGCAGGCAAGUCGACAAUUCUGGGAAGACUACUCGUUGAUCUUGGUGAGAUGACAAGCAAAGACCACGAAAAGAAUGUCAGAAACUCAGACAAAUCCGGUAAAUCAUCUUUCGCAUAUGCGUGGGCGAUGGAUGACUUAGUUGAAGAGCGUGAGAGGGGUGUUACGUUGGACUAUGCAGUAACGUCUCUCCGGACUUCAAACGGCAAGGUAUUGAAUAUAGUCGAUACUCCAGGACAUGCUCAUCUCGUACACAAUAUGAUUUCAGGUGCCCAACAAGCUGACGCGGCUUUACUCAUUAUUGAUGCCCGCAAAGGCGAAUUCGAAGCAGGAUUCUCACCUAGAGGACAGACGAGAGAGCAUGCUCUCCUUAUUCGUAGUUUGGGUGUUCGAGAUCUGGGUGUGGUCGUCAACAAAAUCGACAGUGUGGGAUAUUCGAAGGAAAGGUUUGACGAAAUUGUUGCGGCUCUCACACCAUUUUUGCUCAAGAGUGGUUUCAACAAGGAGAGAAUCUCUUUCGUACCAUGUGCAGCGAUGACUGGUGAGAAUGUCACCAAGCGUUCUCAUAAGGUACUUGAGAGUUGGUACAAUGGCCAAACAGUUGCGCAAGUUCUAGAUCAAUUCGAAGCUCCCCGGAGACCUUUUGAGGCGGGCUUGCGUCUUCCCGUUCAUAACAUCUUUAAGGGCCAGACAGCUAUCGCGAGUGGUGUUGGUGUUAGUGGACGACUCUGCGCUGGUGUCAUUCAAGUCGGAGAGAAAGUGAGGUGUAUGCCUGGUGACGAAUUUGCCAUCGUUAAAAUGAUUGAAGUGGACAAUGAUAGUGUUCCAUUUGCAUCGGCCGGCACAAACGUCACGGUCUAUUUGGCCAACAUUGAUCCAAUAAACUUGAGUAUCGGUUCUGUCUUAUGCUCGCCUACGGAUCUCGUGCCUCUAGCAUCAAAAUUCAUUGCACAAAUUCUAUUAUUCGAUAUAAACAUCCCAAUCUUACCGGGUACAACUUUCGAGGCAUUCAUCCAUUCUAUAAACACUUCAGCAAGUGUAUCAAAGCUGAUCGAGACAGUCGAUAGAAACACUGGUGCUGUUUUAAAAUCUAAACCAAGGGUCUUGACUGGUAACUCAGCUGCAAGAGUCGAAAUGUCAAUAGGAUCACAGUCGCUGACAUCACAAUCUGGCAGCAAUACACCAUCAAAUAACAGCAUCCCAGUAGAGAAGUUCACGGACAACAAAGACAUGGGACGCAUUCUACUCAGACACGAAGGACAGACUGUCGCAGCUGGUAUAAUAGUUGACUACAUGCGUUAAAUCAGGAAUCAAAAAGGAAUCUAAUUGUAUAAAUCAAUAUAAUAUUGGUCGUUGACUAUACACUUGUAUACGUC